Messenger RNA from Entamoeba dispar SAW760, 540 nucleotides. RefSeq lists its product as uncharacterized. NCBI's taxonomy places the organism in Eukaryota, Evosea, Mastigamoebida, Endamoebidae. The transcript has a single exon. The record is from RefSeq and is a predicted model, not a curated record. The coding region runs from base 1 to 540 and encodes 179 amino acids.
AUGAGUAUAGAUAAUCUACAAUACAUUAGUGAAGAAAGAAUAUUUAUGAAUGAACUAGUGUUAAUUAGUAUUGAAAUACCAGAUAAUCUAGUAAUCAAUGGAAAGAAUAUUGAAAAGAAAGAUAUUAAUGAAUUUAUUGUUCCAUCUUCAAUUACUAAAUUAGGUGAUUGGUGUUUUGAUGGAUGUUCAUCAUUAACAUCAAUCACAAUUCCAACAAGAAUUAUUAAAAUAGGAGGUGGUUGUUGUUUUUAUGUAUGUCCAUCAUUAACAUCAAUUAAUAUACCAUCAUCAAUUAGUAAAAUAGGAGAUUGUUGUUUUUCAAAGUAUAAAUCAUUAACAUCAAUUACUAUGCCAGCACCAAUUAGUAAAAUAGGCACUAGUUGUUUUGAAGGGUGUUCAUCAAUAACAUCAAUUACUAUUACAUCAUCAAUUACAUCAUUUGGAUAUAGAUGUUUUUAUGGAUGUGGAUGUGAAGAAGAGUUAAAGAAAAAUAAAACAAUACCAAGAAACUGUUUUGAUGCAUGGCAACAAAUGAAAUAA